GCAGGGAUGGGUGGCAGGAGUAACGGGAAAGAGCGGGAUGGAGUGAGCCAGACGGUGGGCUCAGGGCUACAGUGGCGGGUGGCCCCAGGGGCCUCAUGCGCAGCGGCCGCCACGCUAGGCGGCGCAACGGCGCGUGCAUCACCGCGCAGAGCUUCUUCGGGACGUGCAGGAUGGGCUGCGUCAGCCAAUCCGUCGCCACAAGUACCAGCAUCGUGCAGGGCGAAGUCUUCAGGGCGGAGACGUUCGCCACCUACGGCAGCGCGAUGCGGGACUCGUUCAACGGGAGGGGGUUGUGCGCCACCAGCGGCGGCAUCAGGCAGGACGUGAUCGUCGGGGUGAACAUGGGCGGCAGGGUCAGCCAAUCGAUCCCGGCGCCGGUGCUCGUAGUCCCAGCAGAUACCCCCCCCACCCGUGGUCGACCGCUCCACGUGGGUGCACGUAGCGAGCUGCAUGAUGGGCUGCGGACGCCACUCCAAGCAGCGGAACAGCAUGAGCAUCGUCAUGAGGCGCGACGGCACGGGGCACGAGUUCAUCGACCAGACCAGCGAGAGCCAGACUGCAGCACCUGAGUUGGAGCAGGUCGGAGCGAUGAAGGUGCGGCGCCCCAGGGACAGCCCAGGCGCUCGCCGAGGGCCAGCAGGAGCAGCGCUAUCCACGCCAGCGGCAGCGUCUUGGACGUCGUCGAGCUCACGUUCACUAGGAAAGGCAUCGCGCUAUACUUCGAGAGCAGGAUGUACGCCACGCGCGGAAGCGUCGACGUGAACUUGUUCGCCGCCAGCGGCAGCGCCAUCGUGGUCAGCAACAUGAUGUACUUCGAAAGCAGACUGGUCGCCAAACGCGGCAGCGUCUACGUGCGCCUGUUCGCCACCAGCGGCAGCGCCACC
This is a messenger RNA of Prorocentrum cordatum, 884 nucleotides long. NCBI's taxonomy places the organism in Eukaryota, Dinophyceae, Prorocentrales, Prorocentraceae. The record is from the annotation of a GenBank genome assembly.